This is a messenger RNA of Leptosia nina, 1017 nucleotides long. The record is from the annotation of a GenBank genome assembly. Lineage: Eukaryota; Metazoa; Arthropoda; Insecta; Lepidoptera; Pieridae.
AUGUUCACAUCUAGUGUUAUUACUGUUCUUGUGUGCACUGUGUCCAGUUUUGCUUUGCGGAACGUUGAGGGAACAAAACCAGUUCUACAGAGAACAGUCGAAGCGCUAUUCAUGGAUAGAUCUCAUAGCACCUAUCCUGGAACUUGCAAAGUCUUUGUAGCAUCAAACAAACAGGCCAAGCUGUGCAGACGUGAACCACUUCUGCCGAAGAUCAUACAGACAGCCAAAAAGCAAGCCAUCAGCGCUUGCAACGAAACCUUCCAAUACGACAGAUGGAAUUGCUCUUUAGUAUUCAAUAGGAAGCCCAGAAAAAGCAUUUUUAACAAAAUCUAUAGAGAGACCGCUCUUGUCCACGCUCUCAUUGCGGCUUCAAUUACUCACGCGGUAGCAAGGGGUUGCGCAUCUGGCGAACUAACCAAAUGUUCCUGUUUGGGUACCUUCAAAAACUCCUCCUGGCAAAUCAAAGGUUGUGGAGACGACUUCAAAUACGGCAAACGGGUUACGAAGAACUUCCUAGAUCUGAAACACGCUGGCAACGAUCAGAUCGGCGAAAUCCUUAAACAAGACGUAAACAUAGGCAUGGACUCCAUCGGGGAACAGCUGAAGGAAGUUUGUAAGUGCCACGGCUUCUCUGGUUCAUGCACGACGAAGACGUGCUGGAAGAAGCUGAGUCCGUUCAACUCGGCCAUGGGUUUGCUGAAGAAGCACUACCACCACGCGAUGAAGAAGAAAUUUGUGAAUUACACGACAAAACGCGCGAUCACUCCAAAAGUGAAGAAGAAGCUGGAGAAGGGGAGGAAUAACCUGGUGUACUUGCAGAAGACGCCGAAUUUAUGCGUAAGCACGAAGGGAAGAGCUUGUAAGGACAGACAUAAUUGUGCGACUCUUUGUUGUGGUCGAGGGUACGUAGUGGAGAAGAAGCUGGUAAGCUCUAGAUGCAGGUGUAAAAUGGUGAAUUGCUGUUUUGUAAAAUGUGAUACUUGUGUUGAGGAGGUCGAAAUGUUUACGUGUAAAUAG